AUGGCCACUGGUGUGCUUGGAGAAGAUGGCAUCCACGUCGAUAUGAACCAUCUGAAGAAGGGCGAGGUCAACAUGGCGAUCAACUUCAAGGACGGUGUGAUACUAGGAGCGGACAGCCGGACAACUACCGGCGCAUACAUCGCGAACCGAGUGACGGACAAGCUCACACAAGUGCACGACACAAUCUGGUGCUGUCGUUCUGGCUCAGCAGCAGAUACACAGGCCGUGGCAGACAUCGUCCACUACCAUCUCGGCAUGUACGGAAUCACAAACGACGAGGCUCCUACUACGCAGACUGCGGCCGCCAUAUUCCAAGAGCUGUGCUAUGCAAACAAGGACUCGCUAUCAGCUGGUAUGAUCAUUGCUGGAUACGACCAUAGGCACGGCGGACAGGUGUACUCAAUACCCCUCGGUGGCUCUCUGCACAAGCAGGCAUAUGCAAUCGGCGGCUCAGGAUCUACAUACAUCUACGGAUACUGCGACGCGAAUUGGCAAGAGAACAUGACUGAGGCUGAGGGAGUGAAGUUUGUCAAAGGGGCACUGCAGGAGGCUAUCAAGUGGGACGGCAGCUCUGGCGGUGUGAUCCGUAUGGUGGUGCUUACUGCGCGAGGUGCGCAGCGACACCUGUAUCUGCCUGAUCAGCGAUACGAAGGACCCGGCACGCAGUAG
Messenger RNA from Didymosphaeria variabile, 669 nucleotides. RefSeq names its product Proteasome subunit beta type-1 (gene PRE3). The transcript has 4 exons. Gene Ontology annotation, molecular function: threonine-type endopeptidase activity. The record is from RefSeq and is a predicted model, not a curated record. Gene Ontology annotation, cellular component: proteasome core complex. Lineage: Eukaryota; Fungi; Ascomycota; Dothideomycetes; Pleosporales; Didymosphaeriaceae. The coding region runs from base 1 to 669 and encodes 222 amino acids.